Zingiber officinale is the source of this 1294-nucleotide messenger RNA. RefSeq names its product thaumatin-like protein 1. NCBI's taxonomy places the organism in Eukaryota, Viridiplantae, Streptophyta, Magnoliopsida, Zingiberales, Zingiberaceae. Gene Ontology annotation, biological process: defense response. Gene Ontology annotation, cellular component: extracellular region. The coding region runs from base 65 to 1048 and encodes 327 amino acids. The record is from RefSeq and is a predicted model, not a curated record. The transcript has 3 exons.
CUCCGCCGCUAAAACCUAGUAGAAGAGGAAGAAGAAGCUUCACAGGCAUUUCAACGAACAUCUCAUGGGCACUCUGGUUUCUCUGGGCUCAUUCUGCCUUGUACGGUUCGCCGUUCGCCUGCUGCUGUUGAUGUUCCGAGGAGCGGAGGCGAGCACAUUCACGUUUGUGAACAAGUGCGGGCAAACUGUUUGGCCCGGGAUCUUGUCCAACGCCGGCAGCCCGGCGCUGGAGUCCACCGGUUUCGAGCUCCCGGCGGCAUCUUCCCGCGCCUUUCAGCCGCCCACGGGGUGGUCUGGGCGGUUCUGGGCGCGGACCGGCUGCUCCGCUGCCGCCUCCGGCGGCGCCUGGUCCUGCGCCACCGGCGACUGCGGGUCCGGCCAGGUGGAGUGCAACGGUGCCGGCGCGGCCCCUCCUGCGACGCUCGCCGAGUUCACCCUCGCGCCCUCUUCCGCCGGGCAGGACUUUUACGACGUCAGCCUCGUGGACGGUUACAACCUCCCGAUGGUGGUGGAAGCCAGCGGCACCCCCGGCGCCGGGGGGUCCUGCGCCGCCACCGGUUGCGUGGUGGACCUCAAUCGAAUGUGCCCGGCCGAGCUACGAGUCGCCGAGGGCGGAGCGUGCCGGAGCGCAUGCGAGGCCUUCGGGACGCCGGAGUUCUGCUGCAGCGGCGCUUACGCCAGCCCUGCCACCUGUCGCCCGUCGACCUACUCCCAGAUGUUCAAAUCGGCGUGCCCUAAAUCCUACAGCUACGCCUUCGACGAUCCCACUUCCACCUUCACCUGCGCCGGCGGCGCCGACUAUACCAUCACCUUCUGCCCAGGAUCCGCCCCUAGCCAGAAAUCAUCGAGAGAUUCCUCGACAAGCUCGACAACGACGGCGUCUUCAACAUACUCAGGGACCGGUGGUGGGCUGACGCUUGAAGACGACUCUUGGCUUGCAAGCUUGGCCACGGGCGACGCAAGUCACGCAACCACCGCAAGAGGACCCGUCCCUUUCUUGUACUCAUUCAUUGCUGCCAUGGCAUUGGCUUAUACACUACUGCAAUAGCAUAAUUAUUCAGUUGCUCCUCUCUGUCAAAGUUUGUCCUAAAACAUAGCCGGUGAUGGUGGACUGGUGGUGAAUGGUGAUGUUUCCAAAAUGGAAUUUUGUAAAAAAAAACUAGAAGAAGGGAAGAAAAGAUAAAAAAAAGUGGAGAUGAGAAAGAUUCGCAUUGGAUUCCUGUGUUUUUAAAGCUGUAGCCACGGUUCUCGAGGAGAUGAGAUUGACCACAUGCAGGGAAUGCGCUGCAAAUAA